UGAGCUUUCAUACGAUUCUUCAUUUAUUAUAUGACUGAGAAAAUUACGAACGCGUACGCGAUAAUUCGCGCUGCAGUGCAAAUUUAAAAUUAACUAUUAAUUGACCUGCUCUCAGCCAAUCACAAUGGACUAGAUUUCGCAGUCAUAUAAAAUUAGACAAGACAAUCGAAUUUCGUCCGUUAAAUGUGUGCCUGAGUUUGUAAAAGAAGAUUGUUAUGAUUCGAAUUCAAUUUUGGCACUAUUAAAAAUGCUAGUGUGAAUUUAACCUUUCGCACUCCAAAACAAACAUUGUGUGAACUAAUAUGGAAAUUACAACUUUUUGUAUGAAACCAUAGGGUGAGACCUUUAAAAUGAAAAACAAUUUACUGUUUAUUGUUCGUCGUUCGCAGUCUUUCUUAUUCUUUCCUGAUAUUGCAUCGAUAAAGUGAAAUAACUCCUGUAAAGAGUAAUCGCGUUUAUUGUUCUAGAACGUCUUCUCGAAUUAUUUCCAUCCUCGUACCCAGAGUCUUCGCUCCCCUUGACCAGCGAUCGUGAAACAACUGAAACAAGAAAGGCCCGAUUUGAAGUCCGAAAAUAUCGGACUUCCAGUUGAAUUGCACAUGUUUAGCUGACAGACGCGUGGCUCAAUCGAUACGCUGGUGUUUUACUUCCGCUCAUUUCCGUUGUUUUCAAAACCAAUCAAAAUCGAGCCUGUAGCAGAACUUUCGAGAGUCGCUCGUUUCGUAAAGCUUGCGCUGUAAGGAACGAAGACGCGAGGAACGAGAUUGGAAUUAUUUCUAUACCAGCAUGCUCGUUAUCGUGCGAGAGUACAUGAUCUUGCCUUAAUCAUCGUAACGCUUUGCUACUCAUUGCUUAACUCAGAGAAACUUCAAGAAAAAUGUCAAACGUCCUGUGAUUUUUACUUAGAGGACUACUCGGAUACCGAGAAAUGAAAUAAUGUGUUAAUGUCUUACACACUGGAACGCGCUCUCCAGUUUUGAUCACGCAAAUCUGUUUAAUUGAACCAAGAGGCAGAGUUCUUUUCGAGCAUUUUGGUCGUUAUUUUUUUUUGUUUUGUUUUGUUUUUGUUUUUGUUUCUGGUCUUAGCAUGAACUGCGUAAUUAUUUGGCCGUUGAAGAGAAGAAAAGGAACGUGAUCCGUUUUGAAAUGGUCACCACAUAGAUAACAACCGUAUUACAUUGUGAGAUAAUGGUUUGACUUUCGUGCACUUAAAUUGCUUUACCAUUACAUGCAAAAAAAAUUACGGUCAAUUGUGUUACGGAGCUAUGAAUAAUCAUAUGAAUAAUCGACUGCCCACUACAAAUCGUGACUUGCUAUCGCAAUUCACGUGUUAAAAACGAAAUGAACAAACGGAACAAGAAUAAUUCUCAUCGGAUAACUUUUGUGCCAUAGCCACAAUACAUACAUGGGCUGUUAUAGAAACAAUACCAAGAAAUGCAUUACUCUAAUACUUAGAAUGAAAGUUGUAACAGCUUUUGCUUCAAAGGACAUUGGCAAUAACUUGCAUUAACCACUUAAAGAAAUCGAUUUUAAUUUGGUUGUAGAUUUUAGAUAACUUUGAAAAGAAAAAGAAGAAAGGCAAGAACAUGACCAACCCAUGAGUAUUGAUCUUUCAAAGUAUUUGUUGUAUCCAUCAAGCGAGGUGAUAAACGGUGUCUUAGUGUAACUCUGGCUCAUGCACGACUAAUGAAGUAAACCGUCGCGGCUACAAAAGAGUUUUUUUUUUUUUUUUUUCCUGCGUAUUUCUUAAUACCGUAUCAAAUAUCUGAUAUAUCUGACAAUAGACGUUCACGGAUGUCAAAAUCUUUCAACAAACCUCAAGAACCAGUGAUUAGAGGAUGGAUAUUUAUCGCCGUUGUCAGCGAGUGAACACAAUAAUUUAACAAGGUGACGUUCUGCGCUCUUAAUUUCCGAGUUACAUUUUAGUACUUAAUUUUGUUUCCAUUCUCUUUAUCCAAGGUUGUUGACCUCAGUAAUUGCAUUCCAUGCCUGAAAUUUACCUUUAAUUUUCUUUACACCACUAGAUAAUUUUAAGCGACCACUAUGACGCAAUACUUAAAGGGAAAAAUAAGAGAUCUUUUGUCCAACAUCUCCGUCAUUCAAUAUCAACAGAUACGAGUCAAAUCAGCUUUAUCUAUUUUUUCUAUAGCUUCACUAGUGAUAUCGCGCCCAAAUACGAUAAGGAUGACGUUCUGCACACCAAAGAUCGUAUAUAAUCCAUUAUUGGUUCCACAGGAGAGUUCACGAAAGAUUUACGUUCAACUCUUUAAUAGUCGGAGAAGUUAAAGACUUUUAUAGCAUCGUAGUUUAGAAGAAACAAAUCAACACACAACAAGAGAGCCGUAACAGACAGUUCAUUAGCACAAUACUGGCUCCGUUGAUGAAAAACUAACACCUUGUCACAUCUUUUAAAGCCGAUUGGCUGAUUGGUAGAUUGACACACACUUAGUACAAAUAUCUAGCAGAUUGACGAGCAGAUGGUAGCGAGAAGCAAGGAAGAACGAAGACUGCCUAUCGAAAAAAAAAAACCCUUCAUACACGUACGCAUCGUGUAGCAGUUACGAACAAAAAGAUUGUGUUUAACCUCAGAUGAAACCUAGCAGCUCCAAGCGGGAACAUGAGAAGUCCCCGUCUCGCAGUGUUCAUUUUAGUGUUACAGGAGAUUUUGUCCUUCUCCUUCUCCUUACCAAAAGGAACUGGGAGUGUGUUCAGUGAACAAUGGUCAGGUAUUAAUGGUACAGCAAUCAAACGCCUCACUUCGGAUCCUCGCUUCCCAAACAAUGCAACUAAACGUCAAUAUAUUCCAAUAUUUAGAGAAAGGACUUUUGCUUCCAACUAUGGAAGUCGAUACCGUUCUUAUUUCCUCGCCAAGGAAACAGGCAACUACACUUUUUAUACGUUCUGCGAUGAUUACUGUCAGGUGUUUCUGAGCAGUGACGUCAAUCCCAGAAAUAAGCGGCUGAUUAUUGAUCAGAGAAGGGCGGAAAAGGUCCCAAACGUAAGCAAUUGUUGCAGCGAUUCCAAACUAAAAGAUUACCAGAUUUCUCUUCCCCAAGAAUUAGAGGAGACGCGACUUUAUUACAUGGAUGUCUUGCACAAACAAGGUAUAGGUUUUGCCCGGAUGUACGUUGCAAUGAGAACACCAAGCGGUGAGAUGAAAAUGCCAAUUAGCAGCGAAUACUUGGUGAAACAUUUAACCAAGCAAGAUGUUCCAGGUGAGGAUUGCAAAAUUGAAGGAGAUCCCAAUUAUCCUGAUUACGUCAACUGCAAAGAACUUUCAGAGUCGCAAAAGACUGAUCGUGUCUUAUCGAUACUGAAAGAUUUGCGAUCUCGAGUUGACAAUGCUGUAAGCCCUACAGCUGAAUUCCUUCUUGACACAAUUACGACCGCUGGGAAGAAGACAAGUGAUCUUCUGGAAAGCUUUGAUGAUUCUGAUGAAGAUCGAAACGUGAGCGAAUCAAACGGUGCCUUUGAAAUCGCCAGAGAAGUUGAAACGCUUGGUGAAAGCAUUGCAUCGCGUCUCAACAACGCUACUCCGGUGAUAGCUGUCAGUUACCCAAGUUUAGAUAUGAAAGCAUGCUAUGGAGAGCUAAACGCUUCUUUUGAUGGCGCUACUUCUCCCACAGAAAACAGCAUUACAAUUUUGCCAGGAAAUUCAACGCAAAAUCUGGAGUUAUACAACGGAAAGGCGCGGUUUUUUGCAGCCUUUUACAGGACAUUGGGCGACGAGGUGCAAAACAACAUCAGCCAAGUAUACAGUGGCAAUACAUCUAGUCAGCGGAUCCCGUAUUACCUGAACAGCAGGAUUAUAUCAGGGUCGGUAAUUCAUGCUGCAAACGAGUCCUUCCAUGGUGAUGUUUACAUUCGACUAGAACACACCAAGUUCAGCAGCUCCGACAAGAUGGUAAUGGAGUGUGCUUUUUGGCGAUACACGAACAGCUCGACUAGUAAUUCGACAGGCCAUUGGUCUACUGAUGGAUGCUACAAAGACGAGAAGCUGUCCAAUGAUCAAGCUACUGUGUGUCGCUGUAAUCACCUGACACACUUUGCUGUUCUUAUGAGAGUUACUGAUGAUGACAAGGUCACCAAGCCAGGUGAGGAACACAUUCAAGCCUUGGAAAUGAUCACAUACGUCGGUUGCGGUUUAUCCCUACUGGGCGAGGCUCUUACUAUUAUCACGAUCACUUUCCUUAAGUUGACUAGAACAGAGACAAGUAUCAUUCAUCUAAACCUUGUUUUAGCAUUAGCAGUCGCUCAGAUUGUAUUUCUUACUGGAAUUGAGGCCACGCAAAAUAAGGCAGCUUGCAAGAUCGUGGCCGUCCUUCUACAUUACUUUAACUUAGUCUCGUUCAGCUGGAUGUUAAUCGAGGGGGUCUGGCUCUACGUUAUGAUCGUUCGAGUCUUUGAGACCGGACACAGCAGAAUAAAGAAAUACUGCGCAUGUGCUUGGGGAAUUCCAUUUGUAUUUGUUGUCAUCACAUUAUCAGCAAGUUUUGACGGCUAUGGAACAGACACAAGUUGCUGGUUAUCUGUACAGAAAGGAACCAUUUGGAGUUUUGUAGUGCCAGUUCUUCUUAUUGCACUGGUAAAUUCAAUCAUACUUGGUAUGGUUGUGAAAGAGAUACUAAGAUUGAAUCAUCCAACGAUGGGAGACGACACUAAAUAUCAGUCUGCAAGGUCAGGUGUUCAAUCAGCCGUUGUGCUGUUACCUUUACUGGGGAUCACGUGGCUGUUUGGAAUAUUGACGUUCAACAGUGACACGCUUGCUUUCCAGUAUCUCUUCGCUAUUUUUAACUCGUUGCAGGGAUUCUUUAUUUUCCUGUUUCAUUGCCUUCUCAACUCAGAGGUGAGACGGGCGUUCAACAGGAAAAAGAAGAUUUGGACCGAAACACACGACUUGUUUCAGACCAAUUCACUGUCACCUCAGAACUACAAUGAUCUCUCCAAAGAAACUCUCUCCACUGGAAACGGAAGCGGGCGGCCGGGUUCAGCAGUUUCUGCUUUUUCCAAUGCACCACAGAGACCAUGAGAGGCUGAUUAUGACAGUUAGAGACUGGCGUAUUGACGAUUCCUUUUGUAAAUAGUUACCAGAAAACAGACAGGAUGAGAACUGGAUGUAUCACUAGAUCCUUACUAUUCCUAGCGAAGAUGACGGCCAGAACGUAUGACGACGUCGUUUACGAUUUUUGCGACAACUACAGAAAUUCUCGCGCGCUCAUUGGCUAAUUUUCAUUGUCAAUAGGCAAACAGACAUAUGAAUUUAUAAUUUAUGCGACGUUCAUGCUGCUGUUAUUAUGUUUAAAAAAACUGACGUAAGUUUUUCACGCGUCUGUCCUGGUAUUGAUCAUAAAUUUCGUCACAACAAUGUCAAAGUACUCUGCGGAUUUUAUGAAGAAAUUUAUGGUCAAUAACUGGACAGACGCAUGAGCAACUUACGUCAAUUUGUUAAGGUGAGACUCUAUUUUAUUGUACUGAGUAGGUUAAUCGAAAAAACCCAUUUAUGUUGUGGGAAGAGAAUAUUAAGCAAGUUUUAGCUUCGCACUGAUCCGAAUAAGCCACUUUCGAGUUGUUUUUUUCCCUCAGUCUCAAUACGAGUCCUGGUGCGCAAACUUUCAUAUAGAAAUGGGAUUGAUUUGCAAGACAAUGAUCUCAUUUCCAUAUGAAACAUUGAACACCAAGACUCGUUUUGAAACUGAGAUAAAAGCAACUCGGAAAUGGCCUACUGUCAUGUACCUUUUUUUAAAAAAAAAUAUUCAUUAGACUGUCUCCACAUACAUACGUAUUUAUUACAACGCAUUUUAUUUAAUCUAAGUUUGAUUAUUUGAGUUUAUCAGAAGUGUACCAUAUAAAUUCGUUAAAAACAGUAUAUAUUAUAUCCAUUAAUCUAAAGAUACUGCAAAUAAUAUAUUCCGCGAGGGUUCGUAUACAUAAGCAUAUCUAAUAAAUACAAUAUCGUGAUUUAAUAUUAAGUAUUUUACAUAAAGCUGAGGAGAUAGUGGGUAUUGGUGUAUAAAUAAAUAAAUACUUCACAGCACAGCACA
Molecule: messenger RNA, 6041 nt
Organism: Orbicella faveolata
Lineage: Eukaryota; Metazoa; Cnidaria; Anthozoa; Scleractinia; Merulinidae
Product: adhesion G protein-coupled receptor L1-like
Biological process (GO): G protein-coupled receptor signaling pathway; cell surface receptor signaling pathway
Cellular component (GO): plasma membrane
Molecular function (GO): G protein-coupled receptor activity
Source: RefSeq, a predicted model, not a curated record